CUCAAGCUUUUUUUUUGAAUGAUUGAAUUGUUUACCUUUAAUUUAAUUUUCGCUUAUUAAUUGGAUAUUUUUUUGGUUUUCUUCUAAUUAGAUUUUAUUGUUUAACGAGAUAGUUAAAGUUAACGAUGAAUCGACGAGGAGGUUUCAACUCUUUCCAGUUUCGGUCAACAUUUCAUUCAUCUUGUUCGGAUUCUGGUUCUUCUCAUCGUCCAACCUCAUCUUCAUCAUCAACUGAUUAUUCACAAGUUUGUCCACCUUCAAAUAUUAAUAAACCAACAGGUUAUAGUUUAGAUGAUGAAAGAGGAGAUCCUAAAUCAUAUGGUAAAGAAAAAAGGAAACAAACUCGCAUGUUUGAAGAGGAUGAAGAAAGUUAUUGGGAUCAAGAUGAUGAUGACAAUGGUAAACAAGAAAUCAGUGAUUGUGAUGGUGAUUCAAGAAAAUAUGAUGAAGAUAAUAAAAAACGUGACAAUGAGGAUGAUGAAGAUGAAGAAGAGGAUCCAUUAGAUGCUUUCAUGGCCGGUAUUGAGAAGCAAGUUAAUGUUGAUUCCAAAAAGAAGGAGGAAAAAUCAAAUGUCAGGUUAGACAUUGAAGAGGAAGAUGUCCAAGAAUCUUAUUACCGAUACAUGGAGGAAAAUCCUCGCGCUGGAUUGGAUGUUAACUUUGAUGAUGAUGACGAUGAAAUUGUGGAAUAUGAUGAACAAGGAAAUCCAAUUGUCAAUAGACAAAAGUUACGAUAUAUUGAUCCAUUACCAGCAUGUGAACACAGUAAAAUCAACUAUAAACCAUUUGAGAGAAAUUUUUACCAUGAACAUGAUGAAAUUCAAGCUUUAGAUGAAGAGAAGACUAAACAAUUACGAACAACCCUUGGUAUCACCGUUAGUGGUGCCAAUGCUCCUAAACCUUGUAUCUCUUUUGCUCACUUUGGUUUUGACGAGCAAUUAACUAAAGCGGUAAUUAAGGCGGGUUAUCAUCAACCUACUCCCAUUCAGUGUCAAGCAAUUCCAAUCGCUUUAUCAGGUCGAGAUGUACUUGGAGUUGCUAAAACUGGAAGCGGUAAAACUGCUGCUUAUUUAUGGCCAAUGCUUGUUCACAUUAUGGAUCAACGGGAAUUAAGACCAGGCGAAGGUCCAAUUGGCCUAAUUUUAGCACCAACACGAGAAUUAUCACAACAAAUUCACACGGAGGCCAAAAAGUUUGCCAAAGUUUAUGGUUUAAGGGUCGCAUGUUGCUUUGGUGGUGGAUCAAAGUGGGAACAAUCAAAUGAACUAUCAGCCGGAGCAGAAAUUGUUGUCGCAACACCGGGUCGUAUGAUUGACAUGGUUAAAUGUAAGGCCACUAAUUUGGAAAGAGUAACAAUGUUGGUUCUCGAUGAAGCUGAUAGGAUGUUCGAUAUGGGAUUUGGUAUUCAAAUUCGUUCCCUUUGUGAUCAUACUCGACACGAUCGUCAAACUUUACUUUUCUCCGCUACUUUUAAGAGGAAAGUUGAACGAUUAGCUCGACAUGCACUUACCGAUCCAAUUAAAGUGGUCCAAGGUGAACUUGGAGUUGCCAAUGAAGAUGUAACUCAAUCCGUUUUAGUAAUGACGGAAGGACCAAGUAAAUGGCUUUGGUUAACUGAUAAUCUAGUGAAAUUUACCUCAUCAGGAUCCGUUUUGAUCUUUGUCACCAAGAAAACAAAUUCCGAAGAACUUGCCGCCAAUCUGAAAGAGAGAGGCUUCGAUCUUGUUCUCAUUCAUGGUGAUAUGCACCAAACCGAUCGAAACAAGGCAAUUAGUACUUUUAAGAAGCAAGAAGUUAACAUUAUGGUGGCAACCGAUGUAGCCGCUCGUGGAUUGGACAUUUCACAUGUUCGAACUGUGAUAAAUUAUGAUGUUGCCAGAGACAUUGAUACACACACUCAUCGUAUCGGUAGAACGGGUCGAGCGGGAGAUAAAACUGGAAUCGCAUAUACAUUGAUCACCGAGAAAGAUAAAGAUUUUGCUGGACCUUUGGUUCGUAAUUUAGAAGGAGCCAAUCAAUUUGUACCCAAAGAGCUAAUGGAUUUGGCGAUGCAAUCAAAUUGGUUUGCUAAAUCACGAUUCAAACAAGGGAAAGGGAAACGAGUUGAUUACAAUAAUUCAUUUCAACAACGAUCAAGACCCGGAUUAGGAUCAGAUAAACACUCACUUCCUUCAUCUUCCAUUGGUGAAAAAAGUUCAACCUCAUCAUCAUCAUCAUCAUUUGGUUAUAAUGAGAAAUUAGUUUCAUCAUCAACAAAUAAAUUUGAUCAAUCAAGUAGUAAUCGUGUUUCCGCAAUUAAGGCAGCAUUUAAAACUCAAUUUCAAUCUAAUUUUAAAUCUUCCAGUGAUUCAUUAUCAUCUGCAACAUCAACUGUAAAUUCAAGUGAUAAAUCAUCAACUAACCAAUUGUAUGAUUCAACUGAUCUUCAGCCUAGGAAAAAGUCGUUGGCAAUGAUUUAAAAAUCCAAUUAAAUUUAGUAAAUUAACCAAUAAGAUGGACUAAUCAAUUUUAGUUUAAAUCUGCGGUUAUCCAAAUCUAAACCUACUCAAGUUAAUCAGUUAAUUGUGACAAUUGUAAACAAUUAUAUUCUGUACGAUGUUAACCUAAUCUCUAAUUAAUCAUUUGCAAAUCUUUUGUUUCAUUGUAAAUUAAUUCCCAUUCAUCAUCAUCAUCAAACAAUAAUCAAAAACAAAUAUUGAUCACAACAAAAUAAUCAAA
Molecule: messenger RNA, 2718 nt
Organism: Panonychus citri (citrus red mite)
Lineage: Eukaryota; Metazoa; Arthropoda; Arachnida; Trombidiformes; Tetranychidae
Product: ATP-dependent RNA helicase DDX42-like
Exons: 2
Coding region: 126-2459 (777 amino acids)
Molecular function (GO): RNA helicase activity; ATP binding; RNA binding
Source: RefSeq, a predicted model, not a curated record